AUGCUUUUCCCGCUUCUUUUUCUCUUGCUGACUGAGGCCUACCGGCCUGACACGAAUACUACAUCCGUGAACGAAAACAAGAACCAGGGUACACAACUCGAAGGCAGAUGCGACUACACUAACAUGGACACCGUCGGCCCGGCGAACGCUUCAACCCUCCUCGUAACUGUCGAGAACGAUCAUUCCAUCGAUCACGAGAUUUUGAACAAGCACGCGAACGAACGGAUACCCGAGAUCCGCAUCACCGUGACCCCGGAUACUUGA
Molecule: messenger RNA, 264 nt
Organism: Colletotrichum karsti
Lineage: Eukaryota; Fungi; Ascomycota; Sordariomycetes; Glomerellales; Glomerellaceae
Exons: 1
Coding region: 1-264 (87 amino acids)
Source: RefSeq, a predicted model, not a curated record